Molecule: messenger RNA, 1489 nt
Organism: Misgurnus anguillicaudatus (oriental weatherfish)
Lineage: Eukaryota; Metazoa; Chordata; Actinopteri; Cypriniformes; Cobitidae
Gene: coq4
Product: coenzyme Q4 homolog (S. cerevisiae)
Biological process (GO): ubiquinone biosynthetic process
Cellular component (GO): mitochondrion; mitochondrial inner membrane
Source: RefSeq, a predicted model, not a curated record
CAAAUACUCUGAAGAGUAACUCCAAAUGGCGGAGCUUCAAGUAGGUUGUACACGCCCAGGAUGAAGGUUGCACGACGAGAAUGCGUCCUUCAAGCUUUCUAACAAACUGGCGCCGAUAUUAUUGUCGCCGUUCAUAUGGAGUACUAGCUGGGCAGCAGCACACAAGCUCAGAAUCAAAUCUAAAUGGAACUUUGUAUUCAAGUCACAUCCCAACCAGCUCUGUUCAGAAAGCUCUUCUGGCUGUAGGUUCAGGAGUGGCUGCCCUACAGAACCCCUACAGACAUGAUAUGGUCGCAGUGCUUGGGGAGACCACUGGUCACAUGGCCUUGAUCAACCUUAGGAAUCGGAUGAGAAAUGACCCUGAAGGUUACACAAUUCUGACGGAACGUCCUCGGAUCCGCCUAUCUACAUUGGACGUCACUCGAAUGUGUGCUUUGCCAGAUGGAUCAUUAGGAAGAGAGUACCUUCGCUUCCUAGAAGAAAAUAGAGUCACCCCUGACUCGCGGGCUGAUGUGAAGUUUGUGGAUGACGAGGAGCUAGCAUAUGUUAUGCAGCGAUAUCGUGAAGUCCACGACCUGUUGCAUACCUUGCUUGGAAUGCCCACCAACAUGUUGGGUGAGGUUGCUGUGAAGUGGUUCGAGGCUGCACAGACUGGUCUGCCCAUGUGUGUCCUUGGAGCAACACUUGGACCCCUCCGCCUGUCUGUCAGUCGUCUACAAAAGCUGAUUAAGUCUCUCGGGCCAUGGGCCUUGCGCAGUGGCACUCGUGCCCGCUGUAUUCUCAGCAUUUUCUAUGAGCGCAGAUGGGAGCAGAACCUUCAUGAUCUCAGACGUGAACUGAACAUUGAGCCACCACCACUCAAUCUUGCCAUCAGAAAAAAACACCAAACUUCAGAGAACAGUAUCCCUAUCAGUUAACUGAUUUAUCUGACGGAAAUGUUUAACCCACAAGGAACUUGCAUACAUCCUACUGAAAACAAAGAUCAUCAUGUUUAAAUAUCCUGCUUCCUCCUAAUACAGGAAAUGCUGUCUGAAAAUAAUCACAAUAAAAAAUAAUGUAAGGCAUAAAUCUAUAGAAACAUUUUAACAAGAUUUUUGUAAACACAUUAAGAGAAUAUGAUUUUUUUUUCAUUUUGUCAAAAAGUAUUAGAUAAUUCAGGAAGAAGAUGUUUGGUUUUUAUUAUAAGUAUUAUAUAAAGCAUUAGUAUUACUGCUUAUGUAUUGGUGUUAACAUGCUAUGUUAAUAGCAUUUAGAUGUUACACCAGUUUGCCAUACUGGACAAGUUAAUACAUCACAAAACUUCACAGUGUAAAUGUUAAAAUAUACGUAGUAAUGUAAUGUGUAAUUUAUAAUUUGGUAUGAAUUAAAAUCAGUCAUGUUUGUAUUAUUUAUAACACCAUAUAUUUAUGGUACUUGCCUAAUGCCUGGAGUGCAUCAAUAUUUGCAUUCUGAAACCAAUUAAACAUGCUAAACAAAUUUGGAUUUAGUA